AUGCUCUUUGAUCUGGUGACGCUGCUGGUGCUGGCGGUCUCCCAGCCAUUAUCCACGGUGGUGUUCACGCUGUUUGCUGGCAUUGCCAUCAUUGUGUUCCUCACGCUGACCCAGCCGUUCUACCUCAAAUUGGUGGCGGGGAUCGACCCCGAUACUGUGGGGCGAACCGUGGGCAGUUUGGGGACGUUUGACGAGGUUGUGGCGAUGGCGGUGGCUCCCUAUGUCGGUAGUCUUGUCGACGGAGGCCGCCAACCACGGCUUAUUCAGGUGGCGGGGUUUGCGCUUGUGGCCAUGGCGCUUUUAGCGUACUCUCGCUGGUCGCACCCGUGGGUGGUGCUCUACCUCGUUCGGGGAUUAUUUGCUGCCGGUAUCACGCUGGUACUUACGAUGCUGACGGUGUUUCUCAACCAUAUUGCUCUGAUUUCCGGUACCGGUCAUCUGGGUAAGUUUGCUGCCGUUGUCGGCAUGUCGCUGGGAUUAGGGGCGAUUUUCGCCGUACUGGCAUUUACCACGCUACCAACGCGUCUCAGCCACUGGUUCGACUACGCUGAGCUGAAAGCGGUGGCGGUGGCGUACCUGGUAGUUGCCGUUUGGGCGUUGGCCUCGUUGGUGAUCACCGCGGCCAUUGGGCCUAAACUGAACCCGCAACCAGGCCACCCGGAACUCCUGUACUGGCAACGAGUCAAGCGAGGCUACACUGCCUCUAAAGGUGAUCGUCGAGCGCAAUUGGCGUUGCUCGGCGGGUUUGUGCUGCGGCUGGCCCUGGUGGCCAACCUGGUGUUUAUCCCGUUGUUUGUCUAUAAGUGGUACCUGGACCACGGCGAGUGCCGUGUAGACCAGCCGUUGGACCGGUUCAAUUGUGCUCAGGGGUUUAAAUUCCUGGCGAUUUUGACCGGAGUCAGUCAGAUGGUGGCUUUGAUCAGUUCUCCGUUUUGGGGUUAUAUCACUGAUAAAUUGCCUCCAGCGACGGUGAUGGGAGUAUGCGGUGGUAUUGGCAUCGCCGGCUCGCUCGGGUUUGUCACCCUCGUGUCGCUGCCGAAGCUGGUGGCGGCGUUUGUCAUGGUAUCGCUCUUGGGGUGCGCCCAGCUUGGGGUGAUCAUAUCGCUGAUGAGUAUGUUGGCGAAGAUCGGCAAUCAGACUUCGGACUUUGUCCAAGAAACGCAGGAGGCCCAGGUGAUUGGGACGUUGCUGGGGUUCUAUACGUUUUGCGGCAAUAUGGGGAUCCUCGUGAUUUCGUUUGUUGGCGGGUGGCUCAGUGAUGGGUUGGCGCUGGCACCAUUUGUGGUGAUUGGCGUGUUCUACUUGGCCAUGGCAGUUCAGGCGGUUAUGGUGGCUAAGAGGCAACCCCCGCCCCUGAUUGCAUAG
Messenger RNA from Diutina rugosa, 1365 nucleotides. RefSeq lists its product as uncharacterized. Gene Ontology annotation, molecular function: transmembrane transporter activity. The record is from RefSeq and is a predicted model, not a curated record. The transcript has a single exon. NCBI's taxonomy places the organism in Eukaryota, Fungi, Ascomycota, Pichiomycetes, Serinales, Debaryomycetaceae. The coding region runs from base 1 to 1365 and encodes 454 amino acids. Gene Ontology annotation, biological process: transmembrane transport.